AUGUUGAGAUCUGCCUUCAGCAAGACUUUGGCUGCCUCUAGGUUCCAGGCUGCUUCUCUCCAGGGCACGAACAGAUGCUUCUCGGUUUCGGCCGUCCAGCUUGCGAAGCCUCUGGGAAAGCUUGUUCCCGCUGCAAAGGUGAAGGCCAAGGUUAAGGUCAACCACAACAAGAAGGAAAAGUCCAAGAAGUCCGGAAUGACCCCAUACGACUUCAAAGAUGCUGUGAGAACGCUCAAGUUCGAGACCUACGCCAAGGAUCUCUCGGAUUUGAAUCUUUCUGAACUAUCCGCUGCAAACUUGGCUGAACUCAAGGACAAGAUUGUCACCUUCGAGUCUAGAGUUGACGGACAAAUUGAGCUCAUGGGCGGUUACAAGAAAUACCAACACCACGAAUUGUUCAAGCAGCACUGUUCAAUGGUCACUGAUAACACGGUGCAGAUCCACGAAUCGUUUGUCAAGAAGCUUGAUGGCUCCUCGAAAGACAACAGGGCCUGUUUAUUGGGCCCCAAAGGCGUCGGAAAAUCUACGCUUUUGAGUCAAGCUCAGGCCUUGGCUCGUUCUCAAUAUGGUUCAGAUCUUGUCUUGUUGCAUAUCGCUGAGCCAGAGCUCUUCGUUCAAGGUUUCUCUGACUACGCCCUCAACCCAACACUGAAGUUGUUUCACCAGCCAAUGUUCACCAAAAGAUGGAUCAAGAAAUUGCGUGAUGUCAAUGAAGAUGUUUUUAAGAAAAUGCCCUUACUCAAAGACGUCACAUUCACCAACAAAAAGGGUGUCCACAACUAUAAGAAGGGUCAAAACAACCUCCAUGAAUAUUUGGUAAACUGUCACGACUUUGGAAUUGUUGGACCCUCUGAAGCUUUCAAGUUUUUUAUUGAGCACUUGCAGACAUACUCUAAAGACUUCCCAGUUCUUUUCUCCGUUGACAACGUAAAUGCUAUCUUCGAGAAACAGUUCACAAACUACUUCCACAAGGACAUGACUCCUAUUCACUAUUCGGAAUUCGAGAUCGGAAGCUUAAUUAAACAGCUAAUGAGCGGUGAAUUUAGCUUCGCCAAGGGAGGUGUUUUGCUCUCCGAGUCAAGUGACCUUGGUCAAAGCAAAACACUCAAAGUUGGUUUGAAAUUGCAAGACCUGGAUCCAUACGCAGAGGACUUGGAUCAUCCUGAAGCUGUCAGCAUGAUGCAAAACGGUGGUAUCAACACCAUCGCGCUCACCAACUUGAGUAAACCUCAAGCCAGAACCUUAAUGGAGUUCUGGAACGAGAGCGGAGUGUUGCAAAUCAGGGAUUAUGCAACCAAGCCUAACUUCAAGCGUCCUGAGGAUUUGGCUGAAGGCGCCAGGAUCAUGAAGGUUGGCGAGUUUGUCAACGAGAUGGAUCCUGUGGAGAUGUACGAAAAGAAGCUAGAAAAGACCUAUUUCGUUUCCGGUGGUAAUCCUGGUGUGUUCUUGAAGAACAAUGUCCUCAACUACUAA
Messenger RNA from Australozyma saopauloensis, 1473 nucleotides. Its product is annotated as mitochondrial 37S ribosomal protein mS29. Gene Ontology annotation, cellular component: mitochondrial small ribosomal subunit. The coding region runs from base 1 to 1473 and encodes 490 amino acids. Gene Ontology annotation, molecular function: structural constituent of ribosome. The transcript has a single exon. NCBI's taxonomy places the organism in Eukaryota, Fungi, Ascomycota, Pichiomycetes, Serinales, Metschnikowiaceae. Gene Ontology annotation, biological process: mitochondrial translation. The record is from RefSeq and is a predicted model, not a curated record.